AUGGUGGAGUAUGGUGGAGAGUAUGGUGGAAUAUGGUGGAGAGUAUGGUGGAAUAUGGUGGAGAGUAUGGUGGAAUAUGGUGGAGAGUAUGGUGGAAUAUGGUGGAGAGUAUGGUGGAGUAUGGUGGAGUUUAUGGUGGAGAGUAUGGUGGAGAGUGUGGUGGAGAGUAUGGUGGAGAGUAUGGUGGAGUAUGGUGGAGUUUAUGGUGGAGAGUAUGGUGGAGAGUGUGGUGGAGUGUAUGGUGGAGAGUAUGGUGGAGUAUGGUGGAGUAUGGUGGAGAAUAUGGUGGAGUAUGGUGGAGUAUGGUGGAGAGUAUGGUGGAGUAUGGUGGAGUUUAUGGUGGAGAGUAUGGUGGAGAGUGUGGUGGAGAGUAUGGUGGAGAGUAUGGUGGAGUAUGGUGGAGUAUGGUGGAGAGUAUGGUGGAGUAUGGUGGAGUAUGGUGGAGUAUGGUGGAGUAUGUUGGAGAGUAUGGUGGAGUAUGGUGGAGAGUAUGGUGGAAUAUGGUGGAGAGUAUGGUGGAAUAUGGUGGAGAGUAUGGUGGAAUAUGGUGGAGAGUAUGGUGGAGUAUGGUGUAGAAUAGGCUUGGGACUAGGGUGA
This is a messenger RNA of Physella acuta, 597 nucleotides long. RefSeq lists its product as uncharacterized. The record is from RefSeq and is a predicted model, not a curated record. NCBI's taxonomy places the organism in Eukaryota, Metazoa, Mollusca, Gastropoda, Physidae.